AUAAAUGCGCGCGCAUAGUUGUGUCGUCAUUAUCAGGAACAGAAAAUGGAGCUCCCUCACUUAGGACAGCAGUGCUCAGAAAGUUUUUGUAAACAACUGGAUUUCCUGCCCCUGAAAUGUGAUGCAUGCCAGAAGAUAUUUUGUAAAGAUCAUUUCCAGUAUCAGCACCAUAACUGCCCAGAAUCAUUUAAGAAGGACAAUCAGGUUCCAGUGUGUCCACUGUGUAACAAGCCUAUCCCUGUGGACAGGGGUGAGUUGCCGGACAUCAAAGUUGGUCAGCACAUAGACACAGACUGCCAGUCUGACCCAGCAAAAGCAAGGAGAGGGCAGGUUUACCAGAACAGGUGCUCUAAAAAAGGCUGCAAAACAAGAGAGCUAGUGCCAGUUGUCUGUGAGAAAUGCCACAAGAAUUUUUGUUUCAAGCAUCGUCAUGAAACUGACCACAAAUGUCAAGGUUUUGAAGGCACAGGCAGAGGAAUGUCUAGAGCAGGAGCUGCUGCCAUGGCACGUAACACUACCAGUUCCAGUCAGUCAUCAAAACCUGGUGGUAAUAAGUCGACCAGCAACAGCAGACCGCAGCAGUCACUGCUAAGUAACAUGGGGAGAGACCUGGACAGAGAAAGAAGAGAGAGAGCUGCUCAGGGACAAGGUGCUACUUCAGCCCAGGCUGUGCAAGGUGCUAUGUCUGAAGAUGAGGCGCUAGCAAGAGCUAUAGCACUGUCCAUGGCAGAUUCACAGCAACAACCUCCUCCACCACAGAACCAACACAUGACACAGCAGGAGCAGGAGGACCUGGCCUUAGCUCAAGCCAUUGCAGCAAGUGAACAGGAUGCAAGGAGGCAGAAUCGACGGCAAAAGGUGUACUAAUUCCAUUUCCAGACUCAGGACAGCUCCAACAAAUCUUCCUGUAGUCUGUCUUGAAGAGGCCAGCACCACCUACAGUCCAUACCUGUCAACAGAUGCAGCCCCACCUAGCAACUUCCCCGCAGUGGAUAUCAAAACAAAAUCACAUUAAAGGGCCUCUUGUUGAAAAUGUCCAUUCCUCUCGCUUAUAAACGUAUUAUCCCAGGGAUUUGACCUACAAAGACAUGGAAAUUUGGCCAGAAAAAUUUGUUUAUUUUACAGUUACAUGUAGCACGAAUGAAUGUAUUCCUUUACAUAAUUUAUUGAAUCCUCUGAUGCAGUUAUUUUUACAUUAUCGAGCUUUUGAGAAUCUUUGCCACCUCAUGAUUGAAGGGCAGCAGGAGGUUUUUACCACCAACUUUCUACUGUGCAAUUACAUGUUUUUAUGUGAAAAAUUUCCAUAAAGUGAACGAGAUAACUUUACCUUAUCUUUACCUAUUUAAAUCUUACUUAUACUACAUAUGUAUUUAUAUUGUGGAUGAUGGUAUGUGAAGUAAGUGUAUACUGUAUUUAUGAAAGAUUUUUAACCAAGCUUUUAUUUUCUAUAAAUCCUUAUAGCCAAUGUGCACUCAAACAUGUUUAUGUAAAACGGUAUUGUAUAUUAUUCGAAAAUAUAUAUCUUUGAAUGUAUUUCAACUGUUCUCAAAGCUAGCAGAAAUAUGCUUCCAUUUUUUGUACGUGCGCCACA
Messenger RNA from Lingula anatina, 1591 nucleotides. RefSeq names its product AN1-type zinc finger protein 2A. The record is from RefSeq and is a predicted model, not a curated record. Gene Ontology annotation, biological process: proteasome-mediated ubiquitin-dependent protein catabolic process; protein targeting to ER. Lineage: Eukaryota; Metazoa; Brachiopoda; Lingulata; Lingulida; Lingulidae. Gene Ontology annotation, molecular function: zinc ion binding. Gene Ontology annotation, cellular component: endoplasmic reticulum; cytoplasm.